Trichomonas vaginalis G3 is the source of this 189-nucleotide messenger RNA. Its product is annotated as Ankyrin repeat family. Gene Ontology annotation, molecular function: protein binding. NCBI's taxonomy places the organism in Eukaryota, Parabasalia, Trichomonadida, Trichomonadidae. The record is from RefSeq and is a predicted model, not a curated record. The transcript has a single exon. Bases 1 to 189 code for a protein of 62 amino acids.
AUGAAAGCAAAGGAUAAUCAUGGAAAUACUCCACUCAUUUAUGCAUCAAGAUAUAAUAAACUUGACGUUGUUCAAAAUCUUAUCACAGUUGGAGCUAAUAAAGAAGCAAAGAGAUAUGAUGGAAGAACGGCACUGAUGUUUGCAACAGGUAAAGUAAGAGAUUACUUAAAAACUAUUUGUACCAAUUAG